AGGCUAUUGUGGAGUUUAGCAAUGGUAUUUGUGUCCACGGUGUUCCAGCGGUUAGAUUCGUGUGCUGAAUCAUCUUAUAGGUGGAGCAACUAAAGCAAGAACGAAGAAGAAAAAGGCUGUAUAAUGUAGAGGUGAAGGAAGGUGAAGCCAAGGCCAGUGUGAGGAUACUAACACAGCCACAGUUUGUCUUGUAGUGGUGGCGGCAACUGUGUUCCUCUACGUUAUUAUCUCUCUCUGCUCACCUCACACCUUUCAUGCUACUUUAAGUUACCGCCGCUACUUCCCCACGUCACAAUGCAGCAGAACACUCUGAGUACGACCCUAAAUUUUGGGAGCGGGGACGGAGGCGGUGAUGGAGCUCUCCAGGAUUUGGAGGUGGCUGGAAGAUUGGUAGAUAAACAUCUUAGCUAUGAUUCCAGCUUCCCAUCACUCCUAGAUAGGCUCAGAAUAUCCCCACAAGGUUGUGCAGCAGUCAGUGGUUUAAGUGAGAGUGAUUACCCCAACAGUAGUGAUGCUCGCUCAGCUCGACACCUUCACACUACUCGUAAAGUGCCUCUACCUUCAGAACUUAUUCAUCACUUCCAGCACAUGCAGUGUAACUGCAUGAUGGGCCUGUUUCCUGAGAUCAAUCGUGCCUGGUUAACCAUAGACAGCGACAUAUAUGUAUGGGUGUAUGAAGAUGGGAGUGACUUGGCAUAUUUUGAUGGACUUCACGAAACUAUUUUAAGUGUAGGACUGGUAAGACCGAAGAGCGGUGUGUUUAAGCCAUACAUAGAGCACCUCCUCUGUCUCACAACCACUUCCGAAAUUGUUCUCUUAGGGGUGUCAUUCUCGCAGUCUACAGAUGUUGAAGGCAGUUCUGGGAUGCAUCUACUACCAGAACCAUUGUUUUCUGUACCAACUGAUGGCUCAUACAUCCUCACUAUCCGUGGUACUAGAGAUGGCCGGAUCUUCAUGGGAGCCAAAGAUGGUUGCUUGUAUGAAUUAGUUUACCAGGCAGAGGAUGGAUGGUUUAGCCGCAAGUGCCAGAAAGUAAACCACUCAAGAUCAGCAAUUUCAUACCUUCUUCCCUUCCUUGCUUUCUCUGAGGAUGAUCCAAUCAAUCAGGUUGAAGUAGAUGACAGUCGACACAUCCUGUAUACCCUAAGUGAUAAAGGCACCAUUACAGUAUAUGACUUGGAUUCUGAUGGCAAGAACACGUCUCGUGUUGUUUCAGUUACUCAUAACAACAUCAUGAAUGCUGCACUUCAAGUUGCUAAGACAGUAGAUAAAGCCAACUUCAGGGGCUUGGUGAGCUUGUGUCCCAUAAGUACCAGUGAGGCAACGCAUAUCCACCUGGUGGUGGUCACAGGUACUGGGGUUAGAUUGUAUUACACCACAAUAUCACUAAAUGGAGGACCAAAUCAGCGACCCUCACAGUUGACAUUACUGCACGUUCGUCUUCCUCCUGGUUUUGCCGCUAAUGCUACAGUUUACAGACCUACAAAGGUUCAUAAAGCACUCUAUUCUCAUGGUACAGGUGUUCUGUGUUCUAAUGAAAGCAUUGAAGCAGAUACAGUUUGGACAAUGAGUAGUGACCAGUACCCGUAUCAUCCUACACUGGCAGAGUCUCAGAGCACACAUGCUGUGGAUGGUUAUGUGUGGGCACUUGCUGAUGUUACUCCUGAAUUGUGGUGUUCUGCAUUAAACCCUCCAACAGCUCAGGGAACCCGACCACCACUGUUGGUCACUCAACAUCAACAUGCACCCAGGCAGCUGGUAUUGCUAUCAGCCAAUGGUGCCCACAUUCUCACCUUCCAGCGGCCAGUUGAUCAGCUUCGGCAACUCCUUGAAGAGUCUAGUGGGGCAGAGGCAGCCAUAGUCAAGGAUUUCUUCACUGCAAUGACACCAACCCAAGCUUGUGCUACUGCAUUAAUUAUUGCAACGGAUCCAAAUAGUCAAAAUACACCGGUUGCAGAGUGGGCCACCCGUGCAUUAUUCCUGUAUGGUGCUAACUUGCCCCCAGCAACACCCACCACCUUUCCCCAACACACUCCUACAAAUUAUAAUUUCAACCCAACACAGAUGUCAACACCCCUGCAUGGGCAGAGUGUUAAUCCAACCAUUGGUCAAGACACACAUUUCUCACCACUGCAUAAUGCUUUGUAUCUGUACCUGGCAAGAAUCUUAAGACCAGCUUGGUCUACACUCUUGUCUAAAGAAACUGUGGUUGAUAGCAAGACUGUGUUAACAAGUGCCAUGACAGCUGAGGAAGUUGGUUUUCUAGCCACUCAAGUGGAGUUGUUAGCAAAGUUCCUCAUAACAAACCAAGGUGGCAGUGCACCCUUCCAGUCAUUAAAUGUAUCAAGCACCAAUGUAAAUCUGUCAAGGUAUAUGGGAGAUGGAUCUGAGCGUGCCUCACUCUUGGCUCUCAGAGCACUGUUGGACCAAGCACUGGAAAUACUCCGUCUUCUCACAGUCCUCACUACACAUAAUUUUGCCACUAUUACUUCAGCUUUACAGAAAGAAGUGCGUGAACAGCUAAGAGGCAUGACCCUUCGCGACUUGAUGCUUACUGGACGUGAUGUUUGCCGUAGUCUCAUUAUGGCACUCUUAGAUAGGUAUCAUGGAGAUAAUGCAUCAGCAGAUGCUAUAUCUGAGCGACUGCGGGAGAUUUGUCCUGGGCUGUACCGGAUUGAAGAUGCUAAGUUAGCUAAAGCCAAUGAAAUCAUCUUAGCUGCUAAAUCAAAUAGCAACAAGGCUGAAAAGGACAAAGGCUUCAAAGAUGCUGUGGCGUUGUGUAAGCAAAUUGGUCAUCAUGUGAAUGUUAAUGGCAUCAGUAGCCAGUUGGCCAGUGGUGGUGCUUAUGAAGGUGUAGUGGACCUGUGUCUGAGUGUGGCUUCACAGAGAGAUCCAACUGGCUUAGCCCUGCACUAUUAUAAAAAUAAUGAGCCUGCUGAUGAUCAUCAGGGAUAUAUUGCCUUCACAUCAAGAAUGGAGUGUUAUAGAGUGAUAAUGGAUCAGCUGAACCAGUUAGUUGGAGCAGGCGUUCCUCCCCCAGCAUCCCCCAGUGUGCCAUCCCGGCCAGGGCCACCCACACCACCACCACCUACACUACCCUCCACAGAUGCUACACACUAUGCUAACCAGAUGAUGAAUCUGAUUGUAGCAAGUAAUGAUGAAUUGGCUCAUGUGACAUUAUACCAGUGGCUGGUGGAUACAAAUCGCACAGAUCGUCUACUGGCUCUGUCUUCACCUUAUCUAGAGACAUUCCUCACACGCACCAAUGGCCAGGCACCCCUAAAUCACUUGCUCUGGCGAUACUAUGAGCGCAAUAGAGAUUAUUUUAAGGCUGCCAAGACCCUUCUUAUCUUGGCAGAACAAAUUGGAGAGACUCCAGUUAGUGUGCGUGUGGAGUACCUCUCCCGUGCCCUCAUGUGUCUCAGCUCCUGCGAGAUGAAUACAGCCUCAAACUAUUCAGACUUCAUGCUGCAUUUAGAAGAAAAGAAAGAGGUGGCAAGAGUACAACUGAUGGUACUUGAUGCAUUACAGUGUGAAGGGGCAAGUGGAGAUGUUAUUGCCCAGCUCAACUCUUCCCUCCUCACUCUCACUGUCCUCUAUGAAAAAUUUGCUGAGCCUUGGUCACUCUGGGAGUGUAAGCUAGCCAUUGUACAUUGUGCUGGCCAUUCUGAACCACAAUUAGUGCAGUCCAUUUGGAGCAAACUGUUAGAGAGUGAGUUAGAGAGGUCACGAGGGGGUGCUGUGGAGACAAGGGUGGAUUGUUUGGCCAGUAAGAUCAAAGCUCUGGCCCGGCUGUAUUCUGCAAAUCCAAACUACUUCCCUCUAGAACACAUAAUAAAGGAGUGUGAAAUUCGCUCGGUUCAGCUUAGAGCCGACACCUCUUGGGUUGUCACUACACUCCAAGGCUGCGGAAUUGCUGUCAGCAAGCUCAUCAGCAUUUAUCAUAAGUUGUAUCGUAGCGGUGACAGUGUCUGGGAAGUAGAACGUUCACCUCAUCACUUGCUGGCUGUCCUGGCUCACCUCAUUACUAUGAUGAUAGAUAACACUUCCUCUGUACCUCCUCACCACAAGCGGGCUCAACGUGAACUGUGUCUUGACUACAUAGCAGAGUACCUCACCGACUUGAGUGCUUCUGCAGAUCCUUCAGCAGGUGUCAUAUCUGCUCACCUUAAAAGCUGUCAAGCCAUGCUAGAACGUUAUGUGUAGUAUUUUUCAUCAUGUGUUCUUGACUGUCGAGUAUGAAUAUUUGUUUAGUGUACAGGUGAUAAAAUGGUUGAUAACUGCAUUAUUACUGUACAUAACAUUACUAAAUUCACAAGUUUUGUAACUAUGUUUAAAUAGAGGUUUAUUUUCCUAUGUCUCUUACGUGAUAUACAGUAAAGCUGUUGUGAGGUAUUGUACUUGAAUUAUCUCAUUCUGCUUAAAAACUCUUGAGUCACUAGUUUCUCUUGAGGUCACCCAGCUAAAGAAGGGCAAUUCCUACAAAAAAAUUGCAUUGAUACAAAUUCAUUAACAUGCCUCAGGCAAGACAGUGAUGGAGUGAGUGAUGAUGAAAGUGUUUCUUCUUUUUUGGGUCACCCUGCCUCGGUGGGAAACGGCCAGUGUGUUAAAAAAUAUAUUGGUUACUUUAUUGUGUAAUCUUUGAAAAGAAAAAACUGUUGCCUAAUAAGUUCAUUUUGGACUGUUGAGUAGUAUGGUUGGUUUUAUUGUUCAAAAGAUAUACUUCCUAUAAUAGGAAAAACAAAAUGCAGUUGGUGCCUGAGUAAAGGAUACUCAGAUUAGAGAGACUCGAGUGUAUCGGAGAUUUUGGGUCGAUUAUUUGUAAAAGUACUAUACUGUAUUUCCCAAUUAAUUUUUUAAUUCCUCAAUUCUUAACCGAAUUAUGACAAUGAAAUAGGAACUUACCACAUCUAUGCCAAAUAAUUAUAAAACAAAAAUAAAUGUAUUUGAUAAAGUAACAAUAGAAAAGCAACUAAAAUUAGCCAAAAUUACAAAAAAAAAAAAAACUCCAUGUUUCUUAACCAAAUUUUACCAAAAUAAUAUAAAUCCAUCAUAAAUGCAUAAAACAAACACGUGUUGUAUUUCGUUGAAUUGAGUAAAUUGUAAAGGAAAAUCCCAUCUAUUUUGCUUUGGUUGGUGCUGGAGUAGUGGUGGUGGUGGUGCUUUGAGACUUGUGAGGAUUCUUGUCCCUUCUAGAUACAUUUUUUAAUGAAAUUGAUAUGCAAACCAUUGAAAUAUUGACAUGAAUCACAAACCAUUAAGAUGUUGAAGUCCUUGUGGCUUAAUGCUUCUUUUUGAUUAUAAUAAUAAUAAUUAAAAUGUUGAUAUCACAGCUUCAAUUUUUAGAUAUAUAUGGCACAUUGGCACUCAACAUACGGAUAUAAUAAACUUGGCUCAUUCAUUGUUAAAAUAUUGACAUUAGUUUAUCAAUUGAUAAUAAUAGAUCGGAUUUAUUAUUUUGAUGCGUUUGGCACUUGUAAAUACUGUAUUUUCACAUUGGUCUCAAAGCCACCAUAACUGUAAUAGUCUCACUGGUGGUCUCUUAACUGCCAUGAUAGUAAGUGCUCUCACUGGUAGUCUGUAAGCCACCCUUUUUUUUUUUUUUUUUUUUUGUGACAAAGUUAAAUACAUAAACUGUGCUGCUAGCCACCAUUGUUGAGGGGAGGAUAUGGGGAAAAUGAUUCAAAGGGACCAGGACUAACCAGCAUGGUCAUGAAUGCAACUCAUAAGGUGGUGGUAGGUUUAACACGAGUUUCAUGUUAUUUUUGAAUAGUUAGGUGUGGGUGGUUUGUUGCGUCAUUUCUUAAUUUUAUCCAGUUAACUGCUUGAUGGUUGAGAGAGCACCUACUGUACAGUAUAAACAUAUGUUAACUAUCAAUUUUUUUUCUAUGGGUGACAUACAAAAUUUCACCAAGAUGUGUUGCAUUUUGUCGAGCAUCCAUGAGCUUUUCAUCGUUGAAUAUUCGGUAGCAGUGUGACUGAAAGCCUGUAUGUUUUGGAUAAGAGAUGGGAAUACAGGCAAUCUCUCUUUGCUUCAUAAAAAUAUAGUUACAGAAUAUUGUACAUUCAAGUAAAAAGAACCAAAUAUUCUGUACAAGAAAAUUAAUACUGUCACCGUACAUGGGGGGGCAACAAAAAUAUUUAAAUGACAGUUAUUUUGAUACAGUCAAACAUUGGUCUGGUACUCAUGCAGUCAGGGAAUUGCUAAGAUGUAGAUUUUUCUGGACUACUGAUGUAUAUAGCCAAUAGAAGAAAACUGGCUAUUUAUAGCCCAUAUGACAUGUAAUGUGCAGCAUGUACACAUCAGCAUGAACCAUAUCAAUAUUCUUUAUCUGUAAAAGUAACACUGCACCUACCUGCCAGCCUGCUGCAUAAGAUUCUGAAGAGUGUAAUGUCAGAUUGGUUAUCACUGACUGGUGUCAGACAGACAGGUGAUGUAGUUUCCUUUUAACUCUUUAGAACUUGAUAGGUAAUAACUCAAUUUUAUCUACAGUACAUUGAACUCUUUAGUCUUGAAAACUGAGCACUUGUGGUGUGUAGCCAUCUUAUCCAGUGUAUUCCAGAAAAAUAGAAUAUUUAUGUUGGUAUGAUUGAGAUGUGUGUGAUAUGUUGAGCUGAAGUGCACUAGUGUCUUAAGCUAGUUCAUCAUUGCUAAAGCCUAUGCUCAUAGCUCUUACCUUCCCAUGUAUAUAAAACAUUUUUCUAAAAUUUGAAGAAAGCAUUCAUUUCUUCAGUUUUCUGUACAUUGAACAAUUAUUUGAAGCAAAUAGAGAAAUAUCAUUUUUAUGCCUAAAGAAUCUUUAAUCGUUCAAUUUUAUGCAUAGUAUACCAUGACCCAGCUUAAACUAGUGCAACUUUCUGGUUGGACAUUGAUAAGGCUCAAUCACAUUGAAGGUGUAUUUAUGAUAACCUAACCUGAUUGUGUAGUAGUGUAUGGAAUACCAGACUGAAGAUGUUUGACUAGUCUUCAGUUUGGUGGUGCACAUUUUUCACCUUGUGCUAUGAGAUGUGACGUAUAACAUCAACUUGGGCAUAAGUUGUAUGCUGUAGGUGCUGUACAGAUAUUUUGUAGGUUUUAAUUUCAUACUUUUAUUAUAACUGGCAUUACAUUGUAAAUUUUGAUUAAAAUAGUUUAAUUGUAUAAUUAUUUGUAUUGACAUAUGCAUUAGAGAUGGUUUCUAUUAAC
This is a messenger RNA of Cherax quadricarinatus, 7186 nucleotides long. It is a transcript of the gene Nup154, whose product is annotated as nuclear pore complex protein Nup154. The record is from RefSeq and is a predicted model, not a curated record. Gene Ontology annotation, molecular function: structural constituent of nuclear pore. Gene Ontology annotation, biological process: transcription-dependent tethering of RNA polymerase II gene DNA at nuclear periphery; protein localization to nuclear inner membrane; RNA export from nucleus. Gene Ontology annotation, cellular component: nuclear pore; nuclear pore inner ring. Lineage: Eukaryota; Metazoa; Arthropoda; Malacostraca; Decapoda; Parastacidae.